AUGGGGGACUGGAGUUCUCUGGGUAAGCUGCUGGAGAAGGCUCAGGAGCACUCCACGGUUGUUGGAAAAGUCUGGCUGACUGUUCUCUUCAUCUUCCGUAUUCUGGUUCUCGGGGCGGCGGCUGAGAAAGUUUGGGGCGAUGAACAGUCGGGCUUUACCUGCGAUACGAAACAGCCCGGUUGUCAGAAUGUCUGCUAUGACAAAACCUUCCCCAUCUCCCACAUCCGCUUCUGGGUGAUGCAGAUCAUCUUUGUCUCCUUGCCGACGCUCAUCUACCUGGGCCACAUCCUGCACCUGGUGAGGAUGGAGGAGAAGCAGAAGCAGAAGAGGGAGCGGGAAAAUUCUGAAUUUUCAGAGAAACAGGUGCUAAUUCAGGCCGGAAAAGCCAAGAAGCCUCCGGUACUGGAUGAAAAGGGGAGGAUCCAUCUGCAGGGGGCGCUGCUGCGCACCUACGUGCUGAACGUCAUCUUUAAGACUUUGAUGGAGGUGGGCUUCCUGGUGGCACAGUACUUCCUGUAUGGAUUCCAGCUGAAGCCCAUGUACACAUGCAGCAGCUGGCCGUGUCCGAACACAGUCAACUGCUACAUUUCUCGCCCGACCGAGAAAACCAUCUUCAUUCUGUUCAUGCUGGCUGUGGCCUGCGUGUCGCUGCUGCUGAACCUGGUGGAGAUGUACUACCUGGGCUUCACCAAGUGCAGGCAGGGGCUCCGAUAUCGAUGUUCCCAUGCCCGAAAACACACCGAACUCCCCAGUGACAACACUGUGGUACCCUUUGUGGCCAGUUUCCCCUACUUCCCCUCUCACCCGCCCGAGCACCAGUACAAGAUCCAGGACAUCGAUGCCACAUUCCCCGCCUACAAGCAGAACCGGCAGAACCUUGCUGUGGAGCGUGGCGGAGGCAGGCCUGUUACCACAGAUACCAUGGAAACCAAGCCGGACACAACGGCCAUGGAGACCAAACCUGACGCUGUCGUCACAGAACCCACAAGAGUGAAGAAGACCUCAAGUUCCGCCCCAGGAUCCCCCUACAACCAGCGCCGGCCUAGCUACGCCAGUCGCUAUAGCAACAACAAGACCAGGCUAGAUGACCUGAAGAUAUGA
Pygocentrus nattereri (red-bellied piranha) is the source of this 1101-nucleotide messenger RNA. RefSeq names its product gap junction protein, alpha 2 (gene gja2). The coding region runs from base 1 to 1101 and encodes 366 amino acids. Gene Ontology annotation, cellular component: connexin complex. The record is from RefSeq and is a predicted model, not a curated record. Gene Ontology annotation, biological process: cell communication. The transcript has a single exon. NCBI's taxonomy places the organism in Eukaryota, Metazoa, Chordata, Actinopteri, Characiformes, Serrasalmidae.